Molecule: messenger RNA, 2042 nt
Organism: Impatiens glandulifera
Lineage: Eukaryota; Viridiplantae; Streptophyta; Magnoliopsida; Ericales; Balsaminaceae
Product: NAD(H) kinase 1
Exons: 10
Coding region: 108-1727 (539 amino acids)
Biological process (GO): NAD+ metabolic process; NADP+ biosynthetic process
Molecular function (GO): NAD+ kinase activity
Source: RefSeq, a predicted model, not a curated record
CUUCAUUUCUUCUCCUUCUCUUCUCUUCAACUGCUUUUCUACCUGCUGCGAAGCUCUAAAACGCCGUUUGCGUGAGGUUUUCUCGGCGAUCUCUCUGUAAUACAGCUAUGUCUCCAAGCAAUCUCUUCGUAAAUGGCAACUCAAGUUUCCAGGAACAAGAGAAUGGUUUCGUAGACACUGUUUCAAUAUUGAACUCUGAAAAGGCGGUGCAGGAAAUUAUUGAACAACCGCUUCUUCUGGGAAUUGAUGACCAUCUCAUAGAGUUCUCUGAGUCCUUGAGAACUGUUGCAAAAGCAUUAAGAAAGGCAGCUGAGGGGAAGGCUACAGCUCAAGCUGAGGCAUCUGAAUGGAAACGUAAAUACGAGCUAGAGAGGAAAAGGAAUCUGCAGAUAGAGCAGAAAGGAAUGACGGAUUCUAUUGAAGGCAUCGCAGCAUUGAAUUUGAAAUCUAAGGGCCAAAAUGGUCAUUGUUGUUUGCACAAGGCAGACAACACAAUGAACAAUGCCUUGGCACUGAAUGAUGCUUCUGAGAAAUCAGAGAUGUGCUGUGCUGAAAAUGGAAUUUGUACUCAUGAAGUCCUUCAGAAUGGUGAAUCCACUUGUGGUCCUAAUUUGCUACAAAAUAAGUUUAUGAGAAAGGCAUCAUUUAGAUUAUCAUGGCGAUGCAAAGGAGAAAUCAGCAAUCAACAAAAACAUGAUGUUGUCUCUUUUGAAGAGGGAAAUAUAACAACUGCAGAACGUAGCAGCAAACAGAUAUCAUUAAAAUGGGAAUCUGAGCCUCAGACUGUGCUUGUAUUAACUAAACCGAAUUCCACAUCUGUCCGUGUUUUAUGUGCAGAAAUGGUGAGAUGGUUGAAGGAGAUGAAGAAAUUGAAUAUUUUUGUCGAACCGCGAGUUAAAGGAGAACUCUUAGAAGAAUCGCCAUACUUCAACUUUGUACAGACUUGGAGUGAUGAGGAGAUCUCGCUCUUGCACACCAAAGUGGAUUUUGUUGUAACUCUCGGUGGUGAUGGGACUGUUCUUUGGGCAGCGUCAAUGUUCAAAGGACCAGUUCCUCCUUUGGUUCCAUUUUCAUUAGGUUCACUUGGUUUCAUGACACCAUUCUACAGUGAACACUACAGGGAAUAUCUCGACUCAAUCCUUAGGGGACCCUUCAAUAUAUCGUUAAAACACAGAUUGCAAUGUCAUGUAAUUAGGGACAGUGCUAAAAAUGAGUAUGAGACUGAAGGACCUAUGCUUGUCCUGAAUGAGGUCACUAUUGAUCGCGGGAUUUCAUCUUACCUUACAAAUCUAGAAUGCUACUGCGACAAUACGUUUGUUACCUGUGUUCAAGGUGAUGGUCUGAUAUUGUCGACCACUUCUGGAAGCACAGCUUAUUCAUUGGCUGCUGGAGGAUCUAUGGUCCAUCCUCAGGUUCCUGGAAUUCUAUUUACACCAAUUUGCCCGCAUUCUCUAUCAUUCCGACCCUUAAUAUUACCGGAGCAUGUAACCAUAAGGGUACAAGUCCCAUUCAACAGCAGAAGCCACGCAUGGGUAUCCUUCGAUGGAAAGGACAGGAAACAAUUAGCUCCAGGGGAUGCCUUAGUUUGUAGCAUGGCUCCAUGGCCUGUUCCAACCGCCUGCCAAGUUGACUCCACCAGUGAUUUCUUGCGUAGCAUACAUGAGGGUCUUCAUUGGAACCUUAGGAAGACUCAGUCUUCCGAUGGCCCUCGCGAUCCCUCCUCGUAAAAUCCAUCAUCCCUAACCGACUCUUCGCUCUAUCUAUAUAUAUAUUGGUAUCAUCUUUCAUAACCAAAGAUUAUGUGAUGAUACCGCGUUAUCCUAAUUUUACAAAUAUUUAAUAUAAGUGGUCUUGGAGUUAUAUGUUUGUUAUAUGCAGAAGAUGCAUGUGUAGGGGUUUAAGGCAGGAGGAAUGUUGUUAUUUUAUUUUAGAAAAACAAAAUUAUGUAUAUUUAUUUAGUGUUGUCUUUCUAAUGGAUUAUUUACUAUUAAGAAUCUAUCAUGGGGAAUUUAUAUAUAUAACUAGUAGGGUAAUCUUUAUUU